GUCCCCUAGGGCUCGGGUCGCACGGAGCUGACCCCUAACGAAAUGCGGCCGCGCCAGGGGCGGUGGUGGCUGCUGCUCUGGCUGCCGCCCCUGGCCACACUGGCCGUGCGCGGGGAGGCGGCGGCGGCAGCGUUAUCAGUUCGUAGGUGUAAAGCUUUGAAGGAAAAAGAUUUAAUUAGAACGUCUGAGUCAGACUGUUACUGCUACAAUCAAAAUUCCCAAGUGGAGUGGAAAUACAUAUGGUCAACUAUGCAGGUGAAAAUUACCAGUCCAGGCAUGUUCAGAAUUGUAUAUAUCGCAGAAAGACAUAAUUGCCAAUAUCCAGAAAACAUUCUAUCUUUUAUCAAAUGUGUGAUUCAUAACUUUUGGAUACCAAAGGAAUCUAACGAAAUAACCAUAAUCAUCAAUCCAUACAGGGAGACUGUGUGCUUCUCUGUGGAGCCUGUCAAGAAGAUAUUUAACUAUAUGAUACAUGUGAAUCGAAACAUCAUGGAUUUCAAACUCUUCCUUGUGUUUGUGGCAGGAGUUUUUCUUUUCUUUUAUGCAAGGACCCUGAGUCAAAGCCCUACUUUCUAUUACUCCUCGGGAACUGUGCUAGGUGUUCUAAUGACAUUAGUCUUUGUCUUGCUGUUGGUGAAAAGAUUCAUUCCGAAGUAUAGCACCUUUUGGGCUCUAAUGGUUGGUUGUUGGUUUGCCUCAGUUUAUAUUGUAUGCCAGUUGAUGGAAGAUCUGAAGUGGCUGUGGUAUGAAAACAGGAUAUAUGUAUUAGGCUAUGUCUUGAUAGUUGGAUUUUUCAGCUUUGUUGUUUGUUACAAGCAUGGGCCCCUUGCAGACGACAGGAGCAGAAGUCUUCUGAUGUGGAUGCUGCGGCUCCUCUCCCUGGUUCUGGUCUAUGCUGGUGUGGCCGUGCCUCAGUUUGCCUAUGCAGCCAUAAUCCUCCUCAUGUCCUCCUGGAGUCUGCACUACCCACUGAGAGCAUGCAGUUAUAUGAGGUGGAAAAUGAAGCAGUGGUUUACAUCAAAAGAGCUGGUGGUGAAGUAUCUUACGGAAGACGAGUACAGGGAGCAAGCUGAUGCUGAAACCAACAGCGCUCUGGAGGAGCUGCGCCGGGCCUGCCGAAAACCCGACUUUCCCUCAUGGCUGGUCGUCUCCAGACUCCACACUCCUAGCAAAUGGAGUCUUGCUCUGUCACCCAGGCUGGAGUGCAAUGGUGCAAUCUCAGCUCACUGCAACCUCCGCCUCCCAGGUUGAAGCGAUUCUCCUGCCUCAGCCACUUGAGUAGCUGGGAUUACAAGGCGCGGGCGCUACCAUGCCCGGCUAAUUUUUGUAUUUUCAGUAGAGAUGGGGUUUCACCAUGUUGGUCAGGCUGGUCUCUAACUCCUGACCUCGUGAUCUGCCUGCCUUGGCCUCCCAAAGUGCUGGGAUUACAGGCAUGAGCCACCGCACCCAGCUGGAAAAUCAUUUUUAAAGUUCACUAAGAAAGACGUCUGUCCCAACAUUUUUCCUUAUUGCUUUCUCUUCCUCAUAACUUUAUCCAAAUAACAGUGCCCUCAAAUUAAAGAUGGAAGGGGGAAGUAUUUGAAACAAAAUAAUGAAUAAUAAUAAAUUCAAACUAAUAAAAAAUAGAGACAAGAAGGAAUUAGAAAACAGGAGUGAGUACAUUUGGCUUACUUAGUGCUUAUAUAUCUGCCCUAAUUCUCUGCCCUUUCCAUGAAUAGCUGUCUUUAGAGGGAUCACAUAAGCCAUUCCCAUUUUUACACCCACUGUGUAAAUGCCACCCUGUAUUGAUGCAAAGUCAAAUUUAAUUAAAGGGGAUAAAUAGCAAGGGAACAUGUUAUCUUUCAAAUAAACCUUCCUGAGAUAACAUUAACUUUAUUUAAAACAAAAAACUUAUUAGAUUUGCAGACUUUGUUCUUGGAGGAGGCCACUUGUCACCUGAAGAAAUCAGUCUGCAUGAAGAGCAGUAUGGCCUUGGGGGUGCCUUCUUGGAAGAGCAGCUCUUUAACCCGAGUACUGCCUGACAUGCGACCUUCAAGUUGACUUCAUUCUGGACAAGGAAGUGGGCAAAGGGCAGGGAUUCUAUUAAAGUUAGGCAGAACUGUUCUAGUGAACAGUGGCAAAACCAUUUGCUGUGGAGAAAAACAAGUCAGUCUGGAAAGGAAAACCAACCCAUUUUGAAGAUAACUUAGCAUUCUUGGUGACUUCUGCUACUUAUUGUACUGUAGGUGGAUACCAAAAUUCUGUGACAGCCACUACCACUUACCUUGAAUGAAGGCUUUCAUUAGGAACAGGGGAAUGGCGUUGUUCUUAAGGGGCUAGUAAGCAUGAACAGGUGCUUUGUCGACACCAGGGCACUAAGUCUGCUCUUAAUCCCCUGAACCUGUGUCAGAAGACUCUGCAAUACUCUUCCUAUAGUUCGUCAGUAUAAGUCCUUAAAGAGACCUGAGACAUGCUGGACCAGUGUUUUCCAAAGUACAGCUCACAGGCUACUACCAAGUGUUGGUCAAUAAAGGUAUUCUGAGGUCAACUAAGAUUGAUAUAAAGUUAAACUAAUGUAUUUCAGUAUCUCUCAGAGGCAUUCAUAAUGCUCGUGUGCAUUGUGAAUCUCCCAAAGGGGAGAAAUUGUGUGCUGCAGUUUCUUACUUAAUUUGACCACAGAACUCUUUUUCAUGAGAUUAAUAUUCCUUGGAACACAUGUUUGGAAAAUGCUAAUGGUGGUGGAACUGAGCUCUUGAGAGGUUAAAUAACUUGUGCAAGACCACACUGAGAGGCAGCACUGGUAGAAAUCCAGCCCUGAUGUAUCCUUUGACUCAGGUAGACAAGAUCUUCAGGUGCAAGCUUAGGAGCCGUCUCCCUACAGCCAUGGGCCUCACAAUGUUGGUGGCUUUACUUUUUAUUUUUCAAUAAUGGCCAACUUGCUAUUUAACUGUGAUAAAGGGAAAUGUUUCUGAAGACAUUUUAAAGUUUUUUAUACAUACGUAAGAUUUUUAUAUACAUACGUAAGGAUUAGAUACUAUGAUUACUUUUUUUGUAUUUUGAAAUUGAAGGCACUUAAGCUGUUGUGAUAUUUUGAAUUGACUGAUCCAUUUAAAAAAUUGUUUAGCUAUAGGUGUAACAAUUUCUUAUAAAAUGAUUUUUUUUCUUGAUUCAUGAUAUUAAACUCCAGAUUGAAAUGAGGGGCUAUGAGCUUUGACCCUGAGGAAAGAAGGCCAAAACAUAGAUCUGAGGAAAGAUUUGAACAUGGCAAGACAAUCUCAGGGUUAAGAUGUUGCUAAGUUGAUUCUGAGAAUCAAAAUCAGGCUUUUUUUCCCUGUGAUGGGAUCAUAAAAAUAAUCUUUUUAUCAGGACAAAGGUUAUGGGGGAAGGACAGACAGAAUUUUGGCACUGCUGCUUUCCUGAGCCAAAUUAAGUAGUUUUUCUAAAUCAUGAAAAAAGAGCAUGACUAUCCAUCUGGAACUUCCUAGAUUGAUUUUCAAAUGAUAGUUCCUCUUUGAAGUAUUUACAGGUCUGUUUUUGCCAGACAUCUUUUCAUACUGGGAACUUUUUUUUUGUAAUAUCCACUAAAGUUAAUCUGCCUUUAUAUAGACUUGGAUUUUUUAAAAAACCAAAGGAUAUAUUUCCCAUUCAGAUUUAUGGUAACUAUUUUAUGAGUAAAUAGAAGUUUGAACAUUUUUCUUAUGGUUUAAUCUGUUUUUUAAAUUAUAUUUAUUGGUGAUAUAAAUGUAUCAGAUGUAUCAGUGCCUGUGCUCACCAAGUUCGUCUCCUAAGAGGCAGUUUGUGUGCUACAACGUAUGCGUAUGAGUAAAUAACACAUGAACAAUCUGCUGGGGCUGCCAGGUACAUCCCAGCCAGGACAGCCGCUGGGCCAGGGGGAAGAGGUACUGCUGAGGGAAGGAAGCAGCUCUUCAUGGGCAGCCAGCCAGGUGUAACCAUCACAGUAAAAACAGCCAAAGAGAGAAGAACAACAGCAGUCCUUGAGGAUAUUGUUUUCCAUGUUUAUUUUUAGAGGAAAUCAUAGGUUUGUCAGUUUCUGCUUUGUGACUACUGUGAGAAGCUAAACAAUUAGAAGCAUUACUUGUGAUAUUUUUAGUGUAUUUAUGUUGUUUUCAUUUGAUUUGGGGGUGUAUUAUAGUACUGAUCACAAUUCUAAUCCCCAUCAAGCAAUGUACAGAUAACUCUUCCAAGAAAUGUUUCCCUCCUUUCUUUCCUCCCUUCCCUUCUCUUUCUCCCUCACCUCCUGUCUCCUCUCCUCCUCCCUUUUUAAAGGCCUUUGAACAGUUUAAACGACCACUCAAUAAAAUGGCUCUGCCCUUCA
Molecule: messenger RNA, 4315 nt
Organism: Pan troglodytes (chimpanzee)
Lineage: Eukaryota; Metazoa; Chordata; Mammalia; Primates; Hominidae
Gene: NEMP2
Product: nuclear envelope integral membrane protein 2
Exons: 9
Coding region: 43-1251 (402 amino acids)
Cellular component (GO): nuclear envelope
Source: RefSeq, a predicted model, not a curated record